Messenger RNA from Saccostrea cuccullata (small rock oyster), 1537 nucleotides. RefSeq lists its product as uncharacterized. Lineage: Eukaryota; Metazoa; Mollusca; Bivalvia; Ostreida; Ostreidae. The annotation marks the transcript as partial. The record is from RefSeq and is a predicted model, not a curated record. The transcript has 8 exons.
CUUAUACUCUUCGUGCUUUCGUUGGAGAAGAGCUUCCUGUGCAUGCGGUGUUGCAAUUAGAAGCGGAAGUAGCUUGUAUGUUGUUCGCACCUGCGUAGAAAUAUCAUACCGACGAAAAAAACUCAAGAGAAUUCCAUUUGAAAUGUACAGCGGUUGUAAUGAAGACGAAAUGGUGGUGCAGAAAAGAUAUUCCUGGUACAGGGUGACGCUGGGAAGUGGCACUGAGAUUGGCUUCUACAUUAAUAGAAGGUCUAGAUGGAUCACGUCUAUUCAAAUAGUCUCCUCUACCCUGGACGCUCAGAACGUAGAGGGCAUGUGUGGGAACUAUAAUGGUGACCGGUAUGACGAUUUUAUCCCGAGGGGAGAGUCCAGCUCAACCUGGAACAAAAACAAAUUCACUCUGUCUUGGAGGGUUUCUUGGAGAGACAGUCUUUUUGCAAAGAACCCAAGGGCCCUUUCUGGUGAUGGAGCAGUUACCAAAACUGAUCCUGUUUAUCAGACAAAAUUUUGUACUUGUUCCUCGUACUGGAGUGUUAGAAGUUCUUACAGACGUCAGUACUACGCCAAAUGUAACCUAGAAGCCCCUACAGAGCCCUGCUCUAGCGGUGUCAGUCAGACCGUGAACGUCUGCUCACAGAAUCGAAGGAAACGUGAUACGGUAGACUCUGAUGACGUCAUGGAUGACGAGGAGGAGGAGUUCGGCUACGACCCAGAAUACAAUGACACAAUAGAACUUCCCGAGGCAACAUGGAUAAACGGUUGGAAUGAGACAUCAGCCACGGACUACUGUAACAAGACAUUUGCCCUUGACCCAGUUGUAUCCUUCUGUAUAGAGCAAGUCAACACCAGCAUAGCAAAGUAUAUCAAUGGCUGUAUAAGUGAUAUUGAGAAAAUAGGCAACACAGACUUUGUGGAGGCAACACUGGACACUCUAAAAAAAGAAUGUGUAACGACCGCGUCACGUGACGAGAGUUUCCAAAAGUCCGAUAACUCUAGUUCUAACAGUACUGAUGGCGACGGUGUCAGUGUCCUGGACAUGUUAUCAACCAUGGUUUGUCCAAAUAACUGCUCACAGAAAGGGGCCUGUAUCAACGAGACUUGUCUGUGUAACGACGGCUACAUAGGGGAUGACUGUUCCUCACAGCUGUCGGUCCCUCCCUCUGAUCUCUCCGUCCCCGAGCACGGGCUCUGUGACACCAGUAAACGGGCAUGUAGGAAAACAAACGUGGUGGGAACUUUUAAUUCCGAAAAUAUAAUUGCCCAUUUGACUUACUUUCAGUCGACAAGCAACGGUAUGGAUAUACAAGACUACUCUGUAUCUACAAAUGUCACAUAUCGACAUAUGAACCUCGUUACUGUUUCACUUCCGGAUUCUCCAUCCUCACGCAGGCGCAAACGGUCUGCCGGAAGUAACAUAUAUGGUUGGAUAAUCAAGCUAAGUUAUGACGGAACUUCGUUUGGAAACUCGACCACAAUCCUUCUGUUUAACAGUGUGACCGAAAGUUGUGAAGCGACGACUCUGAUAUGUACAGUAAAG